CACUCCAGGGACCCCCUCUGCCCCUCCCUUUCCUUUACAAAGCCGGAUCCCAGAGACGUUUGGUCUUUCUCAGCGCCCAACGCACAGUGCCCAAAUUCGAAUAACGGCCAGUGUGGUGGGAUUUAAAAUCCUCAAUGAAGUCCUAUCUUUUCCUUCCUUGUCCACCUGAUGGCCCUUGACAAAGUGCCCUAGAGAGGGAAGCCAAUGAUUGUAUCCUGGAAGCCAAUGAUUCCUGCUUCCUGCUUGGCGCACAUUCGCUCUCUCAGGUCUCCGGUGAAGGGAGCUGAUCGCCCUGCCCUGGAGGCCAUCCCACCCCACCCUAGAAGCCCUUCGUCCCAAAGGAACAUUCCAGAAAACCCAAUCUUGCAGCUGAGAAGAGGCUGGACUCAUAGACCUAAACCAGUGAAAAAUCCUGCUGAGCUAUGGGCAAGGCAUUCUCCCAGGUAACCUCUCAACAGGAUGAGGGCAAGUCAAUCCUAUCUGCUAACCCAGCCCUUUCGAGCAAGCCUGCCAACUACUUGAGCACCGGUAACAGCAAGCCACCGUGCUCUGGUGUGCUUUAUGCAAGAGCUGCUGGCGCCGGCUUUGUGAUUUGUCCUACCUGCCAAGGCAAUGGGGAGAUCCCCCGAGAGCAAGAGAAACAGCUGGUAGCCCUCAUCCCUUAUGGAGACCGAAGGCUAAAGCCCCCACACACGAAGCUCUCAGUGUUCCUGGCCGUGAUCAUCUGCCUAGUGACUUUCACCCUCACCAUCUUUUUCCUGUAUCCACGAUCCAUUGCUGUGUAUCCUAUAGGCCUCAACUCCUCCAUGGUGACCUUUGAUGAAACUCAUAUACGACUCAGCAUGACGAACAUCUUGAACAUCUCCAACAGCAACUUCUACCCCAUCACGGUGACAAGACUGACUGCAGAGGUUCUCCACCAGACCUCUGUGGUAGGCCAGGUGACCAGCAGCCUCCGCCUGCACAUCCGUCCUUUGGCUAGUGAACAGAUGCCUUACAAAGUUGCCAGCAGUAUUCUGGAUGAAAACACAUACAAAAUCUGUGCGCAGCUGAAAGUCAAAGUCCACCAUAUUCUUCUGCAUAUCCAGGGUACUCUGACCUGCUCCUACCUGAGCCAUCCACAGCAGCUGCCCUUCGAGAGCUUUGAAUAUGUGGACUGCAAGGAAAACAUGUCAAUGCCCCACCUGGAGAUCCCUCGCCCAGCCUGACCUGUCUGCUGCCCCUGUACUCCAGACGCCUGCAGGCUGGUCGGCAUCCCAACCCCAUGAAGCUCAAGGAAGGACUAGGGACUUUGCUGAAGAAAACAGAAACAUCUAGUUCUGUUGUGCCUUCCCCUGACACCCUCAGCACAAGGAACUUCUUUAACAAUGCCAUAGGCACCGACUCCUCAGAUGUCCACGGGUCACUUCUGAUGAGUCUUACUCAAACAUCUGACCUGGCAUUAUCUUGGGGCUGAUCACGUUGCUUCCCUGGCUCUACCCGGGUGGGUUUUCAGUUGGAAUGGAGAGAAAGCUAUAGUUUUAUUUAGAUUUUUUUGCUAUAGUUUUAUUUAGAUUUUUUUAACAGCACAGGUGGAUCCUCCUAGUAACAAGUAGCUUAGAGGACAUCCAGUGCUGUCUCCAAGGUCUUUUUAGAUGUUCUCUUGUGCUGUCUGCUUUGGGCAUGUGAUAGUGUUGGUGAUGGUCUAAACCUCUUCUAAACCAUCUAAACCUCUUCUCUGUAGAACAUCUUCCAUGUCAUAGCAGAAGUUAAGGUGAGGAGAAGCCAUCUGGUCUACCCUAGACCAAAGGCAGAAUCAAAAGUAUUUAUUAAAGGAAGGUUUCAAGCCCAUGGGAGUGGACACAGGUAGGUCAGACAAUAGAGGAGGCCCAGUGACUGUUCAGAGAACCCAUGGGUUCUCUGCAUCAGGCCCACCCUCUGUUCCCAAGGUCUCUGCUGUCCUCUAGGCCUUGACUGAAGAGUAACAGAUUCACCAGAACUGGACUAGAUCUUCCCUUGCCUGUCACUGCACUGGAACCAAACCCCAAGUGACUCCCAGUUUCACACCAGACUUCAAAUAGAAGUGAUAUUGGUAUUGCAAGAGAGCUGGGAUGUUGUUUACUAAAGCUAACUAACCUUUUCCCUUCAUACAGGUGGAAGGGUGAACACAGUUGGUGUGGUGGGGAAAGCUGAAGAAGUGAGAUGGAUGCAAUAACAUCCAUGGAUGGUAACAGAAUUCUAUAACUAGCUGGGGCUAAGAGGAGGGAGAGAAAGUCUAUCGUCACCAAGCUUUCCUUCCGAGGUAGGCAGGGUUAAGGUAUACUAACAAAACGCACCCAGGGAGGUCACACUGACAUUGUGGUGUACAAACCACCAGAUGUAAAAGAUUUUUUUUUUUUAUCAAUAAACUCUAUUUAGCAGUG
Messenger RNA from Cricetulus griseus (Chinese hamster), 2402 nucleotides. NCBI's taxonomy places the organism in Eukaryota, Metazoa, Chordata, Mammalia, Rodentia, Cricetidae. The record is from RefSeq and is a predicted model, not a curated record.